Messenger RNA from Cavenderia fasciculata, 2667 nucleotides. RefSeq lists its product as uncharacterized. Bases 1 to 2667 code for a protein of 888 amino acids. The record is from RefSeq and is a predicted model, not a curated record. The transcript has 8 exons. Gene Ontology annotation, cellular component: autophagosome; cytoplasm. Gene Ontology annotation, molecular function: protein serine/threonine kinase activity; ATP binding. Gene Ontology annotation, biological process: protein autophosphorylation; peptidyl-serine phosphorylation; autophagy. Lineage: Eukaryota; Evosea; Eumycetozoa; Acytosteliales; Cavenderiaceae.
AUGAUCGGCAUUAGAGAUUUAUUUUUUGGUUCGCUUGAACAACACAAAUACGAAACAGCAACAGAUAAAUAUGAAUUUACAAAAGAUAUUGUUUUAGGAAAAGGAGCUCAAGGUGUUGUCUUUCAAGGAAGAGAUAAGAAAAAUCGCAAGGAGAUAGUAGCAGUGAAACGUAUCAAACAUAGGGUGGUCUUUGAGGGACACAAGACUUGCCUAGACAAUAUCAACAAAUUUAAAAUACCAAAAGAAGAGGUUAAAAUUGUGCAACAAUUGGAUCAUCAAAACAUCAUACAGUACUUGGAUUAUGGUAGUAGUAAAGGUGCCACUGGAAGCAAAGAAUACGAAUAUAUAGUUAUGGAAUACAUGGAGAAUAAAUCACUCUCCUCGUACAUGGACAAUAACGAAUUGAUGUUUAAAGAUCAAUCACUGUUGGUUUGUGCCAUUGAUCAGAUCCUAACCGGUGUCAAAUAUCUUCACGAUCAUAACAUAGUUCAUCGAGAUAUUAAACCUGGUAAUAUUUUAGUGUCAUCGGAUCUUACUUUAAAGAUAUCAGUGAUUGAUAAAUGUUUAUCAACAAAUCCAGAUAUUGAAGAUAUCCGAUUAACGCUAGAUCUUGCAAAAAACAAAAAAGCUGAUAUUGAUCAGUCAAAUCAAGUUUCGUGGAUCAUCACAGUACCCGAUUUGCUUGAUGACCCUAAAGAUGAUAAAAAAGUCAAGUAUCAAUAUGCAAUCGAUGCUGUAAUAUUUUUUAACACAAAAAGUGCUAUGAUGAUUAGAGAAUUCAAAUACGAAACAGCAACAGAUAGAUAUGAAUUUACAAAAGAUAUUGUUUUAGGAGAAGGAGCUCAAGGUGUUGUCUUUCAAGGAAGAAAUAAGAAGAAUUGCAACGAGAUAGUAGCAGUGAAACGUAUCAAACGUAGGGUGGUCUUUGAAGAACACAAGACUUUAGACAAUAUCAACAAAUUUAAAAUGCCUAAUGAAGAGUUUAACCUCAUACGAAAAUUGGUACAUCCAAACAUCAUACGGUACUUGGAUUAUGGUAGUAGUAAAGGUGCCACGGGAAGCAAAGAAUAUGAAUAUAUAGUAAUGGAAUACAUGGAGAAUAAAUCACUCUCCUCGUACAUGGACAAUUACGAAUUGAUAUUUAGAGAUAAAUUAAGGUUGCAAGGUGCCAUCAGAGAGAUACUUAAAGGUGUUCAGUAUAUUCAUAAUAACAAUAUCAUUCACCGAGAUAUUAAACCUGGUAAUAUUUUAGUGUCGUCAGAUCAUACUUUAAAGAUAUCAGAUUUUGGAGGAAGUAAAUUGGACAUUGAACGUAGUGUCUCUACUCAUGUUGGUACAACAUUGUUCAAUUCACCUGAUCGACACUCCAAAUCAACAAAGGAAACUGAUUUAUGGAGUGUUGGCAUCACUAUAUUGUGUAUGUGUCUACAUGCAUCUUAUGGACUAAAGGGCAAGGAGUACUAUGAAUACAUUGCAACUGAAUUACGAUCGAUUCAAAAAAAGAGAUCUGUAUCACAUAUUGACAAAUUUAAUCAAAUACCAAAAUUUUAUCUUUUAGUGAUCGAUAAAUGUUUAUCAAUUAAUCCAGACAUUAGUCUUAUCAUCUCCCAAUUUAUCUUUGAAAAGGGAGUUGUUGUUACCAUUGACCUUGACGGUAAUUUUCAUAUUCUUUUCCAUCCGGUGAGUGGUAAACUGAUACGAUUCGGACCCUCUGCUCUCCAAGAUCGUGAUAAUGGCGAAAUUAUACGAUUGGGCCACAAUGCCCUUGACGAUGAUGCCAAUGCUAUCUUUACUUUGACAAAAAUGGAAUUAUUUGAUAAAAAUACAGAACGAAAGGUCAGGUCGAACAAUUCCACUCAAACUGUUUCUACCAAACAUCUCAUAACAGAGAUUCUCAAAUAUUUAAGACAAACAAGUUUGGACAAAAUCAGUGGUGGCAUCCAAAUUGAACCAAGAGAUAUCUUGUGGGUAAUCCAAGUCCCCGAUUCAUUGGAUACCAACUUAAGAAAAUUAAUUUCUCAGUAUUCAAUCAAUGCUGGUUUAUGUACUAUUGCCAAUCAUGAUGCUUACAAACAACUAGGGAAUGGAAAUAUGGAAACUAUUAUUAGUCCAUUUGGUGGAUCAAUAGACAGCAAUCAAUAUUUCAAGAAAUUCUUAUUGGAUUUACUUGGUGAUAAAUCCAAUAGUUAUGAUUUCAUAAAGAUGGUGGACAUGUUUGAAAAAAUAACAGGAGAAUUGGGUGAUGAAACAAGAUAUAUCCCAUUGGACCCAAACUUUGUUUUUAAGAAUAGAGAUUGGUUAGGGCAACAAAUUGAAAAGUUAAAUCAACUAAAUGGUACCAAAAUCGGAAUCGGCAGAUCAGGACAUAUAUCUAUCCCAUUUCAAACUUUUAUCGAGUUCCAUAACCCAAUAUUCAAAAAUAUUAUCGACAGUGUCAAAGAUCAAAUGAAAUGUAACCCCUCGAUCAACAAACCAGAUUUUAUCUUUAUGGUUGGCAGUUUAAGUGAAAACUAUUUCCUUCAAGAAAUGGUAAAGAAAGAGUUUGCAUCGACUGGUGCUAAAAUCAUAGUUCCACAACGACCAAGCCAAUAUUUUACCAAGGGAGCUUGUAGACUUGGUCUAUAUCAUUUAGCUAAUAUGUUAGAUUCAGAUUGUAAAUCAAAGUAG